AUGGCCCUUUCCCUCUCUCAUUUACCCCGUCCCGCACGUAAGUCCACUGAUAAUGAGUAUCAAUCCCUCGCGAUCAGGAAGCGAUUCGAUUUCCUCAAGAAAAUGUCCGCCGAGUUGCGAAUGCAUCGUAUGGAGAGAAGCGAGAACGACCAAACCGCUUCGGAGGAUGAGGUCACCUUCAUCGAGGCGUCUACACGCCCGGAGACCAGCGAGGUCUCCAUGUCGCCUGAGACCCCGGUCGUCGCCAGGUUCCGCCGUCGCGAGUCCGCCCCGACGACCCGAGGCAGCAAUGAACGGAGAGACCGGGCUCGCAGCAACACGCCCAACAUCCGGCGCCCAGUCUCCCAGCACCCUUCGCGGAGAUAG
Aspergillus affinis is the source of this 366-nucleotide messenger RNA. RefSeq lists its product as uncharacterized. The transcript has a single exon. The coding region runs from base 1 to 366 and encodes 121 amino acids. Lineage: Eukaryota; Fungi; Ascomycota; Eurotiomycetes; Eurotiales; Aspergillaceae. The record is from RefSeq and is a predicted model, not a curated record.